AUGGUUGUCCUCGCAGCGUCGAUAUGCACCCGCGGGGGCAAGGCAGUGCUUUCGCGUCAGUUCCGAGAAAUUGCUCGCUCCAGGAUCGAAGCUCUACUUGCAUCGUUUCCGAAAUUGGCGGACUCCGGUACACAGCACACUACUGUCGAGCAAGACAACGUCCGCUUCGUUUACCAGCCCCUCGACGAGCUAUACAUCGUUCUGAUCACAAACCGUCAAUCAAACAUCUUGCAAGACAUUGACAGCCUCCACCUCUUUGCACAAGUCACCACUAGCAUCUGUAAGAGUCUAGAUGAACGAGAAAUCUUGCGCAAUGCUUUUGAGCUUCUCAGCGCGUUUGACGAACUGGUGACACUAGGAUACCGGGAGAAUCUGUCGCUUUCGCAGAUUAAGACGUUCUUGGAGAUGGAAAGUCACGAAGAACGAAUCCAGGAGAUCAUUGAAAGGAACAAAGAGCUCGAAGCCAGCGAGGAACGCAAGAGAAAGGCCAAGCAACUGGAGAUGCAACGGAAGGAGGCAGCUCGAACCGGUCGUGCUGCAGCUCCCAGGGCCCCAUCCUACCCUGUUUACACGCCCCCUGCACGUCCCGCCGUGCCUGAUACCUAUGAUAGCUACGAAGCGGAGAAGAAGAAGUCGUUUGCCAGGCCAUUGCCAACCCGUGGAAAGGGCAUGCAGCUAGGCAAGAAAUCGAAGACUACAGAUAUCUACGAAAGAGUGCGCGGUGACUUGGGUCCUGAAGGGGAAGAGUCGACCCCCUUGGUGACUCCGCAGGCUUCCACCCCGGUCGCCGAUAAAGUGCCCUCCGCCCGUGCCUCUCUCUCCACAGACCGAGAGCCUAUCCAUGUCACCAUCGCGGAAACGAUUUCUGCUUCGCUUACUCGAGAAGGUGCCCUAAAAUCCUUCGAAGUGAAGGGUGACCUCCAGCUCCGCAUCACCGAUCCAUCGCUUACCAAGCUCAAACUCGACCUCCUGGCCAAUCCAACGCACGGCGCCCAGUUCCGCACGCACCCAAAUGUUGACAAGGCUGUAUUUAGCAACUCUUCAGCCAUCCAGUUGAAGGACACCUCCAAACGAUUCCCGGCGAAUAAUUCGAUUGGUGUUCUGCGCUGGCGUGUUACCAGCUCUGGAUCCGAUAACGUCGACAUUCUCCCCAUCUCCUUCACCGUUUGGGUGAAUAAGGGCUCAGAUUCAACAACCGUUACCGUCGAAUACGAGCUUACCGGCACGGAUACCCUUCGCGAUGUUGUCGUCACCAUCCCAUACGGUGCGGCGGAACCCGCUGUAUCGAGCUUUGACGCCGUUUACGAAGUGUCGGGAGACAGUUUGGACUGGAACAUCGGUACAGUGGACGAAAGUAACGCGUCUGGUAGCUUCGAGUUCGAAUCAGUGGGCGACGGAGACGAGAAUGAGUUUUUCCCCAUGAAUGUACGAUUCGCCAAGGCCAAUCCUUUUGUGGAGGUGGAUGUGACCGACGUUUCGUUGCUAGAGGAAGGGGAAAGUACUGGGUUCUCCAAGGAUGUGAAGACUAUUGCAGAGAGUUAUCUUAUUGAGUAA
Molecule: messenger RNA, 1554 nt
Organism: Aspergillus tanneri
Lineage: Eukaryota; Fungi; Ascomycota; Eurotiomycetes; Eurotiales; Aspergillaceae
Product: coatomer subunit delta
Exons: 4
Coding region: 1-1554 (517 amino acids)
Biological process (GO): Golgi localization; endoplasmic reticulum to Golgi vesicle-mediated transport; retrograde vesicle-mediated transport, Golgi to endoplasmic reticulum
Cellular component (GO): cytosol; COPI vesicle coat
Source: RefSeq, a predicted model, not a curated record